Molecule: messenger RNA, 3136 nt
Organism: Pectinophora gossypiella (pink bollworm)
Lineage: Eukaryota; Metazoa; Arthropoda; Insecta; Lepidoptera; Gelechiidae
Product: solute carrier family 46 member 3-like
Exons: 8
Coding region: 281-2047 (588 amino acids)
Biological process (GO): transmembrane transport
Cellular component (GO): membrane
Molecular function (GO): transmembrane transporter activity
Source: RefSeq, a predicted model, not a curated record
ACCGACUCGCCGUGGUUAAGAGUGCGGUGCGAACUAACUGCAAUCCACUCACUGUAAGCGCUUGCGUCGAACGCGCAAAACCUACGCUCGCGCCGACCGCGCACUUUCAAAAUAAGAACGACAAUUCAAAUCCGAUGUUACAUUCGAAAAUGAAUUCGAAUUGACUGGCUCUCUUACAGAAAUUAUAAAGCAAUUGGUGCUAUUAUAAAGGAAACAGUGAAGUGAUAGCUUGGUUGUGAGUAGAAUUUUAUAAGAAUAAGAUACUUCAUGUGAUGCAGAUAUGGCUGUCGAAACUAAAGACACGGGAAAUAAGUUUAAUAAAAAUCAAAAUGGAGGCGCCGACUUAAAAGAAAAUAAAAUAAAUAAGCGUAGUUUAAGGAAAAAUAAAAUGGACAAAGAAACCGAACAAAAUAAAGCGAAUGCAGCUAUAGAGGGCGACAAUUGGAAUGACUUAAGCUUUUUUGAGAAAUCCAGACAUAUGAUCUCACUCAUCACGGUGGAGCCCAUACUAGCGUGCUAUGUCAUGCCAUCCGUGCUGUCUGCAUUAGCGACACAAAACCUUUACUUGGAAAAAGCUUGUCGAGUGAAUUUAAGAUACCCGCAUCACGUGUGCGAUGCUUUAACCAGAAGAGACACGGCCAACUUCACGGCUGAAGAAGAGGAAGUGCAGAAGCUGGUAGCUUCAGUAGCUGGCUGGAAGACUGUGCUCCAAUCAUUUUUACCAUGUUUUAUAUUAAUAUUUCUGGGGGCAUACAGUGACAGAGUCGGGCAGAGAAAAUUUUGUAUGCUCCUUCCAAUAGUGGGAGAAUUCCUGACGAGUAUAGGACUAAUUAUUAAUACUUAUUUGUUCUAUCAACUACCUCUGGAAGUAGCAGCAGUGACUGAAGCUAUAUUCCCCGCUUUGACCGGCGGGUGGUUCACAAUGUUUAUGGGAGUGUUCAGCUACAUAGCAGACGUUACCACGGAGGAACAAAGAACUUUGAGGAUAGGAGUGGUGAACUUGUUCUAUUCUGUGGGAGUCCCAGUAGGGGCCGCACUUAGUGGGAUAUUAGUGCAUAAAAUAGGCUUAUAUGGUGUGUUUUCGAUAAGUGCUUCGUUGUACAUCAUCAGUUUCUUCUAUGGAUUCUACAGGAUCAAAGAAGUGAAGAGAGCUGACCUGAAUAUUAAGAAAACGGAGGGUUGCUUUGAAUGGCUGCGAGACUUCUUCGACACGCGCUAUGUGAAGGAGACACUGAUGGUGGCGUUCAAACGUGGCCCCAACAACCGUCGGCUACGGGUGAUCAUGCUCAUUGUGGUCCUGUGUGUCGUCAUUGGUCCUAUUUAUGGUGAAAUGUCUGUGAUGUAUCUGUUUACGAGGUAUCGUUUUAACUGGAACGAAGUGGAUUUUAGCAUGUUCUCUACUUAUGCCAUGUGUACUUCAUUAGUUGGAACAUUAUUUUCCGUUGGUGUCUUCAGUCAUCUAUUAAAAUUUGACGAUGCGAUAAUCGGAGUAAUAUCUUGCACAAGCAAGAUUUUAUCUGGGUUUAUGUACGCAUUUUCUACAAAAACAUGGCAAAUAUACAUAGCUCCUCUAAUUGAAAUAUUCAAUGGAACAUCCUUUAUUGCUAUGAGGUCAAUGGUGUCCAAAUUGGUUGACAAAGAUGAAUUGGGAAAAGUGAAUUCAUUUUUCGGCUUGGCCGAAGCGAUGAUGCCGCUGGUAUAUGCUCCUAUGUACACGACUGUGUAUACAGCUACCAUCAAGAGCUUCCCUGGAGCGUUCUUCCUUCUAGGAGGUGGGCUGACGGUGCCAGCUGUUCUCAUAUUCCUGUGGCUAUACUUAGCAAACAAGAAACACGAAAAUUCAAAAGCGGCUGGAGGAGACAAAGAGAAGGUUGGUAUGGUUGACGAAAAGUCAGCAAAGAACGGCAUUGACAACAAGGCUUUCGAAGAAGACGCGAAGGCUAAGAAAGACAACCCAUUCAACAAUGAUGCACACAUAGAUAACAUAAAUCAAGCUCAAAUAGAAAUGGGCUUUACAGAAAGUAUGGCAUGUACUAAUAAACUUUAAUACGUAAUUGGAAGUAGACAGAACAUAUCCACAUAUCGAGUUAAAACCACAUAAGCGCGAUGUGAUUUUUGACAACAAACCUCACAAUAGACAAGCUAGUUCAAUUCAGGUAAAGAAUUGUGGUCUCAGUUAUUGAUUGAAAUAAAUUGAAAGAAAUAGAGGUUUUGUCGAAGAAUAUUACAUCAUAAUGUGAUAUUUCAAAAAGGCGCUUCUCUGGUUUUCUCAAUAAGGGGACGAUAUAUGAAUAUUCUUAAUGUCGGAAAGUACCUAAACGUUUUGUUGGAAUUGUCCAUUGCUGUAAAUGCACAAUUAAAUCAUCAAAAAGACUAUUGUAAAUGAAUUCAGUACUGACUUUUCAAGAAGUUCCUAAAGUCUAAGACUAACAAAAAUAAAAAUCUCAAGUGACAUACCUACUUAUUCUGGAGUCUGCAUUUUUACUCUAUUUAACGUAAUAAGAGUGACAUUAUGUCUCGUCUCUUUCGCUAUUUUAGUGCGAGACAUAUCUCUCAUCCCUUUCGCGCUGGGUGAUGUACUAUAUCUCUGUCCUGCUGUCAUUCUAAUCGUGCUACGUUAAAUAAGAUAUCUUCAUAGAUAAUCGGCAAAUCAUUAAGGCAAUAAAGUCGUUGUGACGUAGUAUUUUCAUCAUUGAAUCGCCGUUCGUUCAUUUGUAGACUUUCAUGAACAUCAAAUUAAAUGGACGUGACUAUAACACCUUAUUAUAUGCGUACAUUAAUAAUUAGUUUUAAGUUGUUAAAUACUGUGAUAUUCGCAACACAUUUUUCAUCAAUUACCUAUACUAUUCAUAUAAGUUAUUUAUUUAAUUUAGUAAGUUUUGUGAAUUGUUGUUUGAAAGUGUGUAGAAAUUUAUAGAUAUUAAUUAGUACUUACAUGUUUAUUUUUUAACAGAAACAGGUGCUGGUUUGUUCAAUGUAGUUUUAUCUUUUGUGAAGUUACUCGUUGAUCUGAAAUAUCUUUGUAAACUGGCAAGAUAAUCACCAGAUACUUAGUUGUAAGCAAAUACUACAUUCAUGUCGUGUACUUAUUUCAUAGUUUUGACAAUACAUAAAUAUAUCUACGAUUGUUUUAUAA